CGGGAGGGCGCGUGCGCCGUGGCGCGCCGGGCUCCGCGGUGCGGGCGGCAGCGAUCGCAAUGUCGGGAGCGGCCGGAGCCGGGGCCGGGACUUCGCUGGGCUCGGUGCUGAGGCGCUGCCUGUCCGAGUACGGCAGCGGCACGCCCAGCCGCCUAAAGGUGCUGGACGCCUACCUGCUGUACGUGCUGCUGAGCGGCGCGCUGCAGUUCGGCUACUGCCUCGGCGUCGGCACCUUCCCCUUCAACUCCUUCCUCAGCGGCUUCAUCUCCGCCGUCGGCAGCUUCAUCCUCGGCGUUUGCCUCCGGAUCCAGAUCAACCCCCAGAACAAGGGGCAGUUCCAGGGCAUCUCACCCGAGCGGGCGUUCGCUGAUUUCCUCUUCGCCAGCACCAUCCUGCAUCUCGUGGUCAUCAACUUUGUUGGCUGAGCUCUGGAACACACUGGGAGGUCUGGAAUUGCUCCUGAGCUCUGCUGCCAAAGCCUGGCACCAGGACGUGUGUUUCAGCAGCAGACUCCUGAACCUGCCUCCUUGGCAGGGCAAUGCUCAAGGGUUUUCCCCACAAACUGCCCUGUGGAGGGCUCUGCUGCCCCCUCACAUUGCCUCAGUGCUGUAAUCCUGCCUGUCAAUAAAACCCUUUGUGAUACUGCA
Colius striatus (speckled mousebird) is the source of this 647-nucleotide messenger RNA. RefSeq names its product dolichyl-diphosphooligosaccharide--protein glycosyltransferase subunit DAD1-like. Gene Ontology annotation, cellular component: membrane; oligosaccharyltransferase complex. The transcript has 3 exons. Bases 60 to 425 code for a protein of 121 amino acids. Gene Ontology annotation, biological process: protein N-linked glycosylation. The record is from RefSeq and is a predicted model, not a curated record. Lineage: Eukaryota; Metazoa; Chordata; Aves; Coliiformes; Coliidae.